GCGAGAUAAUUAGAUAUAACGUACUUUAAGGAAUAUAUCAAGCAUGGCACACAUUCAAUUUGAUAAGAGAUUCAUUAUUAAUGGUGCUGGAGUUGCCGCAGUGGGCAUCGUUGUGGUGUGUAUUCUCAAAACACAAGGUUUCAAAAAUAGCAUUAUAGACUUUUUUAAUAAAUGUAAAACAUCCAUUUUUAAAUGUAGAAAUUUACACAAUCAAAGCCAUUCACACAGAAGUAAUUCGGGAGAUGGCGUCCGUAUGUCAUCCUCUCCACAGAGACGAAGCUUUACAGGGGAGGAACUCAUGAUGUACGACGGCGUCAGGAAUGAACGAAUUUUAGUCAGUCUUCGGCGGAAGGUUUACGAGGUGGAGAAGUCUCUCUACGGUCCUGGGGAGACUUAUCACAUAUUGGCAGGCAAAGAGGCAUCUCGUUGUGUGGCAAAAUCGAUUUUAGAUGAAAAACAAACAAAUAAGAACUGGUCAGACUGCACCGAAGAGGAGUUGCAUGCACUCGAUGAGCACGUGAUGCUAUACGAAAAAAAGUACCCACUGGUAGGAUGGUUUAUACCAAAUGACAACUUUUAUGAAAUUUGAUCGGCUCAGUCUUGUGUACAUCUGAACAAAGUAGGUUAGUAGAAAGUUCAAUCACAUUUUCCAGAAAUGAUUCAACUGUAGACACUAAUAAAGUCAUCACCGUAAUACACAACAAAAGAAACAGUAUCAUGUUUCAUCACAAUCUCAAACUCUAAAGCAAGUAUAUCUUUACAUUUCCUGUUACCCUACUUAUUUGCAAUGUGUAACCGGCUUCUUGGCAUAUACUAAAUAAAGAAAAAUAAGACAUUACAUUUUUUUUUGUAUGAUUAGUUUCAUUUUUGCGAUACUGCUGUGAACUAUAUUCUAAUUUUACCAAUGAAGGCAUCUAGACUUUCUUUCCAAUUGUACAAACAAACCUAUUAUACUCCCUAUACUUACUAAUUUGGAUACAGAGCUAGAAGCUUGGGUAAGUCUUAAAAUUAUAGACAUCAUUGCGCACACAAACAUGCGACUGAAACGGUCUAAACCCCUCUAAUGUAUGAAAGCUGGUUAAUGAAUUUAUCAUUAUUAUUUCUUUUCAUUUGGAAAAGAAAAAUGUGAUUAUGUGAUUUCAUAUAUAGCAGCUUCUUCACAGUUGUAUUGUAAAAAAGAAACAUAGAAUCAUCACGUAUAAUUUUUAUACCAUUUAUACAUGUUAAUGAAGCCUAUUAUUUUUUCUCUUUUUGAUUCUCCCACUUCACGUGUCGAUUUAGACUCCGAAGAAG
This is a messenger RNA of Phytomonas sp. Hart1, 1293 nucleotides long. NCBI's taxonomy places the organism in Eukaryota, Euglenozoa, Kinetoplastea, Trypanosomatida, Trypanosomatidae. The record is from the annotation of a GenBank genome assembly.